AUGGCGAGCAAACAGACCCGCCUGCGUGCAAUUGCGCUCUACAAAGAGCUCCACAGACUUGGCAGACAAUAUCCGGACCCGUCAUACAACUUCCACGGAAAGCUGCGCGGAUUGUACGAGAAGAAUAGAAACUUGAGCGAUCCGGAGGAGAUUGAGAAGGCUCUCAAGCUGGGUGAAUACAUUCGCAAUGAAACGCUCGCCCUCUACUCCCUCCGGAAAUAUCGACAUCUGAAAAGGAUGUAUCCUGAAGACUUGACAAUCGACAGGCGAUGA
Molecule: messenger RNA, 273 nt
Organism: Postia placenta MAD-698-R-SB12
Lineage: Eukaryota; Fungi; Basidiomycota; Agaricomycetes; Polyporales; Adustoporiaceae
Exons: 4
Coding region: 1-273 (90 amino acids)
Biological process (GO): respiratory electron transport chain
Cellular component (GO): mitochondrion
Source: RefSeq, a predicted model, not a curated record